AUGAAUUUGGCAAACAUUCCCAACCACCUGCAGUCGCCGCCGCAGAAGCCUCCGGGGUUCACGGCGACUGCCGACUCCAUUGUCCAAGAAACCGACUUCUUUCUGCAAGGUCUGCUCGAGACGCAUGAUCGCGUCUCACGACAAGUCACGCCAGAAGACGCCCGUUUCGAUAAUGUAAUUCUUCCUCUUGUCCACGGGGACAAUAGUCGUAUUCACCACGGACGUACACUGGACUUGUACGACCUGUUGUCCUCCGAUGCCGACGUCCAAGAAGCUGCUAGCAAGGCCCGGGCGCGCCUUGAUCAAUUCGCCCUUGAGUCCGGCCUCCGACAAGAUUUAUACCAGCUGGUCGGCCCGGUCAAGACACAGCUCGACAAUCUCGACGAUGAGUCGCAGCACCUAGUGCGGCAAAUGUGCCAGAGCUUUGUUCGCAGCGGCACUUGCCUACCACUGAGUGCUCAGGAUCGGCUCAAAGAGAUUAAUGCGCGAAUCAAUACUGUCAAAUCCGAGUUCAAGAAGAAUCUCUUGCAAAGUAGAACGAGUGGAGGCGUUUGCUUUACCCACGAGGAGCUUCAUGGUGUUCCCGAUGACAACUUGUCUCGUCUGCCCCGCGGCAAGGUUGAGGACGGGGAUCAAGAUAAGCUGCUUGUGACCAGCCCGGCACUGGUAAUGAGACACGCCAAGCGCGGAGAGACCAGAAGGCGAUGUGAAAUGGAAUCGCAUAAUCGGAUUCCCCAAAACGUCCCCCUCUUCAAGGCGGUCGUUGUGCUGCGGGACGAGGCCGCGCGACUGCUUGGAUAUCCCAGCCACGCCGCAUUUCGCAUCGAGACCAAGCUAGCACGCGACCCAGACACGGUCAACAGCUUUCUUCAGCAGCUGUCGUCUCGACUUUCUAUCACUGGGAAAAGCGAAGUGGAGGAACUGAGACGCGUCAAUGAUGACAACGUCUACCUGUGGGAUCUCCACUACUACCAGGCCAUGUUGAGGGAGAAGGAGUUCUCCAUAGACCAAAAGGCCGUGUCCGAAUAUUUCUGCUUGGAACCCACUGUUUCGGGUUUGCUAGGCAUAUUUGAGCACCUUUUCGGGCUGACAUUUGUCGAGCUCUCAACCAGCGAAUGCGGUGCAUGGAGUGACGACGUACAGCUUUUGGGCGUUUGGAACAGCGAUAGAGAUAACGCCUUUCUCGGCUACCUCUACCUGGACAUGUUUGAACGCGACGCCAAGGCUGGCAUCCAGUCGGCUUUGAACGUGGUGCCCGGUUAUCGUCGACAAACGGGCGACUAUAACUACCCCGUGUCCGUCCUGAUUUGGAACUUUUCCAAGCCUAAGCCGGGACACCCAAAGCUCAUGGAUCAUGGUCAGCUUGUGCAGCUCUUCCACGAGCUCGGCCACGGCGUUCACGACAUGGUGUCGCACACGCGUUACGCCUGCUUUCACGGAUCUUGCGGCACCUCAGUCGACUUUGGAGAGGCGCCGAGCCAGCUGCUCGAGAACUGGACCUGGGUCCCUUCGCAAGUCCAGUCGCUCAGCAGACACUACUCAUACCUUUCGAAUGAGUACUAUCAGAUGUGGCAAGAAGAGCAAGGAGCAACUGCAAGGGACCAGCCCCCGGAGAAGAUGCCGGAUGACAUGAUUGCUUCCCUCUUGAGGGCAAAACACGUAGGAACCGCCAUCACCCAUUUGCUCACGCUUGCGCUCAGCAUCUACGACAUGACGGUCCAUCAAGCCAAGAGUCAGCAAGACGUGCAAAAUAGCAACAUGUCUGCCCUUUACAACCAAGCGCUGAGAAAGACGUACCCUCUUCAGCAGCCAGAAGGCGACGAAUGGGGCCACAAUCAGACCAAGCUCCAGCAUCUCAUCAGCUCAGACUACGACGCAGGGCUGUACAGUUAUCUUUUCUCCCGGGCGUAUUCCGCGGACAUGUUUAACACAUACUUUCGACAUGACCCCAUGAGCGCGACAGAAGGUCGCAGGUUUCGCCAACAAGUGCUUGAGAAAGGUGGCAGCCAGGACGAGCUCAAGACCAUGGAGGAUUAUCUGGGCCGGCCUCUCAACAUGACAGGUCUAUACAAGGAGCUUUGCUACAACGAAGUGCGAGAAAAGGAAAACCACUGCAGCUAG
Hirsutella rhossiliensis is the source of this 2121-nucleotide messenger RNA. RefSeq names its product peptidase family m3 domain-containing protein. Gene Ontology annotation, biological process: peptide metabolic process; proteolysis. Gene Ontology annotation, molecular function: metalloendopeptidase activity. The record is from RefSeq and is a predicted model, not a curated record. NCBI's taxonomy places the organism in Eukaryota, Fungi, Ascomycota, Sordariomycetes, Hypocreales, Ophiocordycipitaceae. Bases 1 to 2121 code for a protein of 706 amino acids. Gene Ontology annotation, cellular component: mitochondrial intermembrane space. The transcript has 4 exons.